Molecule: messenger RNA, 2343 nt
Organism: Vicugna pacos (alpaca)
Lineage: Eukaryota; Metazoa; Chordata; Mammalia; Artiodactyla; Camelidae
Source: RefSeq, a predicted model, not a curated record
CCCUGUUACUGUUCUGUCUGUAUCCGGCUUGUCUAGCUUUUUAAAGGAAUUUCUGAUUCAGGCACUAACAGCUAAUUCCACAGGAGUUGUAAGGCAGCCUGUGACACAAACUGAGAAAGAAGUUUCCCCUCAGAGACUGUCUUUUUUUUCUUUUCUUUUCUUUUUUUUUUUACUGGCAAAGACUUCUGGCUCUCCUCAGAGGAAUACCUUGUUGCUUAAGAUGAGUGGCUGUAGAAAACGGUGUAAACGUGAAAUAUUGAAAUUUGCCCAGUACCUUCUCAGACUAUUAACAGGUUCUCUUCAUACAGACAGCGUGGAAGAUGAACUGGAGAUGGCCACCGUCAGGCAUCGGCCCGAGGCUCUCGAGCUGCUGGAAGCCCAGAGCAAGUUCACCAAGAAGGAGCUCCAGAUUCUUUACAGAGGAUUUAAGAAUGAAUGCCCCAGUGGUGUUGUUAAUGAAGAGACCUUCAAAGAGAUUUACUCGCAGUUCUUCCCGCAGGGAGACUCUACAACAUAUGCACAUUUUCUGUUCAAUGCAUUUGAUACGGACCACAAUGGAGCUGUGAGUUUUGAGGAUUUCAUCAAGGGUCUUUCUAUUUUGCUUCGGGGGACAGUACAAGAAAAACUCAACUGGGCCUUUAAUUUGUAUGACAUAAAUAAAGAUGGCUACAUCACUAAAGAAGAAAUGCUUGACAUAAUGAAAGCAAUCUAUGAUAUGAUGGGUAAGUGCACCUAUCCUGUCCUCAAAGAAGAUGCUCCCAGACAACACGUGGAAACAUUUUUCCAGAAAAUGGACAAGAAUAAAGAUGGAGUGGUCACCAUAGACGAAUUCAUCGAAAGCUGCCAAAAAGAUGAAAACAUCAUGCGCUCCAUGCAGCUCUUUGAAAACGUGAUUUAACUUGUUGAACGUGUCCUUGAUCCAACAGACAAACGUGAACUAUUCUACACACGAAGUUGGAGCUACCACUCUUAGCAUAGAUUGCUCAGCUUUACACUGAGGCAUAUUAUGCAAACUAGCUUUGUUUUAAUAUAAAGCAACCCUCAAGAGAUUUGAGUUUUCCAUUUAUAAAUCUGCAUCCUUUUCAUGAUGCCGCUGAGUUCACGGGAUGUUCUAAGUCAUUUCAUACCCUGUGAAUAUUCAAAGGGAGCAGAACCUGGCAUAUGGGUUUACUGAUUCUGUAGCCAUGGGAUUAUUGAGGCUUUCACAUUAUCAGUGAUUUUAACACAUCAGUGGUUUUUACUACUCAUUUGUAUGUAUUCAUCCCCAGGAUUUUAAAUUGUUUUCUAAAAUACUGGCAUCUGCAUUUAAUUUCCAGAAAUUAAUUUCCAUGUUUGUAUGCCGUAAUUCCAUUUAUACCUUAAGGAAACAAGACAAGAUUACGACAACUGAGAAAAACAAACAAACCCAAGUCCCAGUUUCUAUGGAUUUGCUGCCUUCUGUUAAAGACAUUCAUUUACCUGGCAUUUUUUAUAACAUGAACCAAAUCAGUUUAUCACCAGAUGUCCGCAUAUGCCUAAUAAAGCUUAUUUAAUAAGCAUUUCCUAAUUUUUCAUAAUACAUAUUAUAGCCAAGGCCUACAUGAUGUCUGUAAUUUUCGAUUUGUUCAAUCCGACAGGUUGACCGUUUCCUAUUGUGUCAUUAAGUGGAGGUCCAAGAAGGUUUGAGACAAAGCGAGGAUGUCCACAGGGUUAUGCAAAGGGCCAGGAGAUCUGCCCUCUGUACACAGUGACGCUUAGCAACAAGUAACCCUUCACUGCAGUAAAGGCCUGGCGCGUCCUCCUUCCCAAACCCCCUCCCGGCACCGUCAGAUUACAUGCCAUCAGGGACAAAGAAACCCUGACUGCCCCAAUGCCUACUAGGAACAAACAGCAAGCAGAGUUCACUCUGAAAGCACCAGUGAUUCCAUUACCUUGAGAACUAUAAUACUGAAAUCUAGUAGAAGAUGAAUGUAAGUGCUAAGCAGCUCCCCUGGGCUGUAUUAUGAUUUAGCUCAUCAUAAAACUCCAGUCAUUCCGAUUAUUUUUAAUGAUCUUAGGCCAACAUUGUGAAGUUGCCACAAUAUUACUAAUGAUACACACCCCCUCCUGUUUUGCAGAAAUAUCAAAGACCAAGAGGCUAGAGUAGGAGGAGACCUGCAACUGUCUUUGCAACAAUAAAUCAGGUACCUAUUCUGGUGUAGAGAGAGGAUGUUGACAGCUGCCCUGCUAGCACCAGUGUAGAAGUUCAGAGUAGUACAAUACAUGUACACUGAGAUCUGCCAUCGCGUGUUUGUGUAAACUCAAUGUGCACAUUUUGUAUUUCAAAAAGAAAAAAUAAAAGCAAAUAAAAUGUUUAUAACUCUA